Molecule: messenger RNA, 1818 nt
Organism: Anopheles aquasalis
Lineage: Eukaryota; Metazoa; Arthropoda; Insecta; Diptera; Culicidae
Product: NEDD8-conjugating enzyme UBE2F-like
Source: RefSeq, a predicted model, not a curated record
UCUAAGAGAAGAAGAGACGGAGAGGAGGAGUCCGCAAGGCACACUGGUGAAAAUCGUGAAAAUCGUGAAAAUCUAACGAAGAAUCGGAGCUGUCUCCCAUGAAACUGUGUUCGACGGAGCUCUUCCGGAACGCCCAGUGGGUCUAGUCGUUGUUGAUGCAAUCCGGAAACACCGUGAGCUAGGGCCAGCGAUAAAGCGCUUUGGGAAAUUUGUGUGUUCCCGAAAGUGGCAACAAACAGAGCGAAUGUGAGUCAUACGCCACACGUAAAUACCGAACGCACGACUCAAUCAAGACGCGCAGAGGACGUAGUAACCCGGAAGGAUUAGUAGGCGGAAAGCAGGAAGUGCACGAACGGUGCCUAGCAGCAAUACACCUACCACCGCAAUAGAAUGAUCACAUUGGCGAGGAAAAAGAAAGAAUCAACCACCAGCGGGAACAACAACGGUGGCAACAACAACAACAACGGUACCUCAGCGGCCAACGGUACCGUGGCGAACGCGACCAACAAGCGGAUAUCGAUACGAGAGUUUCUGCUCGUCAAGGAGGUCCAGGAGCUGGAACAGAACCUACCCGCCACCUGCAAGGUGACGUUCCACGAUCCGAACGUCCUGAGCGAGUUCACGCUCGCGAUCUGCCCCAGCGAAGGGUUUUGGUGCGGUGGUCGCUUCAAGUUUAGCGUCCUGGUACCGGAAGAGUACAACAUGGCCCCGCCCAAAGUGAAGUGUCUCACGAAACUGUGGCACCCAAAUAUCUCCGUCGACGGUGACAUCUGCCUUUCGUUGCUCCGGCUGAACUCGAUCGAUGGUCUCGGUUGGGCACCGACUCGUCGCCUCAAGGACGUCAUCUGGGGCCUGAACUCACUCUUUACCGACCUGCUCAACUUUGACGAUCCGCUCAACAUCGAAGCGGCCGAACAAUACUCCAAAGAUAAGGAACGCUUCCACACGAAGGUGCGCGAGUACGUUGCGAUCUACGCCCGGCGAUAGUCAGCCUUGUCGUGGUGGUGUCGUUGCGCCACUUUCUGCUAAAAUGGUCAUGAUCGGUCGCUCUCCCCCCGUUUUUCUAAACACUUCCCAACCGGACCGGAAUACCGGACCAAAUUCUGCCAGUAGAACGUUGUGUCGUACAUGUGGAUUGGCCUGGCGGGGGGUUGGUGGGAGAAAAGUAAAGAGAAGCGACAACAGUCAGCGGUUCCAGUGGUCGGUGCUCGAGCCGGUACUGUUACUCAGGACAGAAAUUUAAAUGCUGUUUCUUUUCUGCAAGAUAGAGCGGAAAAGAUAAUGGUAUAGCUAAUUUGUUUUGUUUUCUCUUUUUUUUAUUGUAAACGAAAUUUACGAACUCUAUUCCAGCAAGAUCAACGCACACAAUGCGGUCAGUUGAAAAGGGUAUUUUAGGAUUCGUAGACUCUUUUCAGUUUCCGAGAACGCAAACGUGAUUUUGUCUGCUGUGUAUUUUGUGUGAUUCAGGCAGGGUUGAGACAUGAACUGAUGUAUAGGUUGAACGAUUGUGAAGAUGUUUAUUUUAAAAUGUAUUGUGCGCGUCUGUUUUGUUCUAAUUUACGACCAAGAACAACUCCUGUUUAUCUCCCGUCUGCUCUCAUUUUCUGGCGAAGUAGAAGAAAGGAACGACCGACCGAACGACCGGGAGAGCCGACUGCUCAGUGUGGUUGUUUGUCGCCCUCCUCGACAAACAACCGAUUGUAAUUAUAUUAUACAUUAAAAAGAGAUUCAGCCGGGUACAAUUUACUGAUAAUCGAACUUUCAGCUUGUAAGAUAGACAUGUCUAGAGAAAUAAACGAAAACUGCUGUGAGUUGAGA